AACCUCCAAAGGUCCAUAAACUUAUCCUGCUUUAACAACGCCAGGCGACACACAUUAAAGACGGCGGGGGCCUGGUCUUUAUCUUGGACCUUGUCAAAAGCCGGGCGCGACGUUACUCCCGUUACCCCUUGGAAUUUGGAAGUAGUCACAUCCCUUCAACUUGUUCAAAAUGGAUGGGCAAUCAUCUAGCCAAGCUGGUCCCAGCACCGCGCCAGAAACUUCAUCUACACGGACACCUCUUGGUAUCUCAGGGUGUGAGGUUGGCGUGUUAGAUCCUAGUCAACGUGACCGUCUUCUCAGCACACCGGACGCGAAGCUUUCAUUCGCCACCUUCCAUCCCCGCACUGCGGCUGCUUUUCAAUCUGGACAGCCACAUAAACUUUCUACUCAGGACGAGCUAUGUAACUCGAAGCGGAUUGUAAUUGAAACCGUUCCAGGUGGCGAAAGCUUUUGGCGUUGGGUGCCCAGAGCCCGUGGCGUCCAGAGCGUCGAAGAAGAGGGCCACUUUCCAAGGGUGAUCGAGAUUUGUGGUGAACUCGUACAUUGCACUCAAGAACAAUGGGAUAUCUAUAAACUAGAUCCUGCCUAUGACUGCUUGAUCCAGCCACCACCAAAGUUGACCGUCAUAUCGCGGAAAGGCAAGAAACGUGCCUCUGAAGCCCCGUCCGAAGGUGCAACUAGGAAAGCCGGUGCCGGUUUACCAGAUGAAGAGCCUUCAAAGAAGAAAGCUCGACACGUCCACGUCGAAACGGUUCCCGAGUCGGACUCAGAUGAUGAAGACGAAGUGAUCGAAAUGAUCAUCGACGAGAGCCAGAAACCACGCAUACCAAGUAGAUUGAAAGAGCUCCACCAAGAGCGAGCUCGACAACGCCACCGGCAGAGAGUGUCCAGCGGUCGUACUCGGCCUGCGGCUCCCCCAAUGGGCGACCAGGAAAUCCAAGAACUGAGCAUGAUUGAUCUCACGCUUGAGGAUGAAUCACCGCCUGCCGCUUCCCCUCAAGCUGCUGAUGCCUUCACGUUCAAACGAACAUACGACGAGCAGAGUGGGCGGCCAAGUAAGCGCGUACGAACCCGUCCCCCCAGUCAAGAAAAACAUGGACCUCGACAUCCUCCUCAAAAGGCACGAGAGAAAUUGGAGGAGAGGAUCAAGAUAAGUCGGAUGCAACGUGAACAGGCUUUCGUCCAGAGCUUGUUUGCGGCUGCAGCUGAAGCCAAUCAAACCGGCACAAAUGGAGCAUAUACCACGUAUGAUACCCGGUAUACAAAUGGCAGUCCGGAUCUGGUCAGCCUUGAAGAGAAGAUUCGGCGUGUGGCUGAAAUCAACGAAUAUGAACAAGCUCGCGCAGCCGAGAGGGCUCGAAAAGAACGAGAGGCUCAGGAAGCAGCCGAACGCAGACGCAGAGCUGAAGAACUGCGUGCUCGAUUGGAGCAAGAGAGGAUAGAGCAAGAACGACGAUGGGCACGAGAACAAGAGCGAAGACGCAGACAAAAGGAGCAGGAGCGAUGGCUAUACGGGCCUUGGACAAGCCAGCGUGCAUUGGAGCGUUAUAGGAUGCUAUCUGACGUCUUCGACGUGGCUAAGUUCUCGCCUGAGAAACCGAUAGGUUUCCUUGAUAUCCCAUGGCCAGUCUUAGCUCGACCGACAACCUACGGGCCGCAGGACAUCGACUGGACUGCUGUGGAACACUUCUUCAAGACCGUGCGGACGCAUAUGCGCUCACAGGAUUACAAAUUGUUUGUGGAGAAGAGCCAUAAAAGAUUCCAUCCGGAUCGCUGGAAAGCCAGACGGGUGCUACAGAGUGUAGAAGAUGAGGAGGAGAGAUCUUUAAUGGAGGUUGCAGCGAAUACCGUCGCGCAGGCGAUUACGCCACUUUGGAGAGAAGUGAAAGGUUAAUAUCUUCCGUCAGCGACACCUCGUCACCUUGUUCAAGGGUGAACGCGUUUUUGUAUGUAUGGCUGGGGUCGAAAGGAUCACUAUUUUGUAGCUUUAUCAAUCAGACAUCUGUCUCAUACCCAGUAGCGUCGGGCUCGUCGGACAGGAUCUACGUGUGGGUCACACUCUAGCUUUGCGCAACUGAGCUAUGGCCUUCUCUCAAGUGCACGAGAUAUCCUGGGAGUGAUCUUCGAGAACUACAAAGGUGGGGUCAUAAAUUUUGACCGUCCAAACGAUGCCUUGUAGACCGGCCCAGUCUGUGUGUGUUGGCCUCUUGUUCUUGGCGAGUGGUGCCGAAAUAACUGAGUCGGAGGCUGUAAUCGUCUUCGGCGCAUUGCACUCG
Molecule: messenger RNA, 2276 nt
Organism: Somion occarium
Lineage: Eukaryota; Fungi; Basidiomycota; Agaricomycetes; Polyporales; Cerrenaceae
Source: the annotation of a GenBank genome assembly